Molecule: messenger RNA, 2674 nt
Organism: Ceratotherium simum simum (southern white rhinoceros)
Lineage: Eukaryota; Metazoa; Chordata; Mammalia; Perissodactyla; Rhinocerotidae
Gene: PLA2G15
Product: phospholipase A2 group XV
Biological process (GO): lipid metabolic process
Source: RefSeq, a predicted model, not a curated record
UCCGUACCUCGGACCUGGAGCCGCCGUCGCGCGCCAUGGGCCUCCGCCUCUGCCCCUACCGCGCGGCCCUGCUCCCAGGUGGCCUCCUGUUCCUCCUGCUGCUCGCAGACCCGGCGCUCCCGGCCGGACGUCCCCCCCCGGUGGUGCUGGUGCCUGGUGAUUUGGGCAACCAGCUGGAGGCAAAGCUGGACAAGCCAACAGUCGUGCACUACCUCUGCUCCAAGAGGACGGACAGCUACUUCACACUCUGGCUGAACCUUGAACUGCUGCUGCCUGUCAUCAUUGACUGCUGGAUUGACAAUAUCAGGCUAGUCUACAACAGAACAUCCCGGGCCACCCAAUUUCCCGAUGGUGUGGAUGUGCGUGUCCCUGGCUUUGGGAAGACGUUCUCACUGGAGUUCCUGGACCCCAGCAAAAGCAGUGUGGGUUCCUAUUUCCACACCAUGGCGGAGAGCCUGGUGAGCUGGGGCUACACACGGGGUGAGGACAUCCGGGGAGCUCCCUACGACUGGCGCCGAGCCCCAAAUGAAAACGGGCCCUACUUCCUGGCCCUCCGGGAGAUGAUCGAGAAGAUGUACCAGCUGUAUGGGGGCCCCGUGGUGCUGGUUGCCCACAGUAUGGGCAACAUGUACACGCUCUACUUUCUGCAGCGGCAGCCGCAGGCCUGGAAGGACAAGUAUAUCCGUGCCUUCGUGGCACUGGGUGCGCCCUGGGGGGGCGUGGCCAAGACCCUGCGUGUCCUGGCCUCAGGAGACAACAACCGGAUCCCGGUCAUUGGGACCCUGAAGAUCCGGGAGCAACAGCGGUCUGCCGUCUCUACCAGCUGGCUGCUGCCCUACAACUAUACCUGGUCAUCUGAGAAGGUAUUUGUGCACACACCCACGACCAACUACACGCUGCGGGACUAUCGCCGGUUCUUCCAGGACAUUGGCUUCGAAGAUGGCUGGCUCAUGCGGCAGGAUACAGAGGGACUGGUUGAAGCCACAGUGCCGCCUGGUGUGCAGCUGCACUGCCUCUAUGGUACUGGUGUCCCCACACCAGACUCCUUCUACUAUGAGAGCUUCCCGGACCGUGAUCCUAAAAUCUGCUUUGGCGAUGGCGAUGGCACUGUGAACUUGCAGAGUGCCCUUCAGUGCCGGACCUGGCGCAGCCACCAGGAGCACCAAGUGUCGUUGCAGGAGCUGCCAGGCAGUGAGCACAUUGAGAUGCUGGCCAAUGCCACUACCCUGGCCUAUCUGAAACGCGUCCUCCUUGGGCCCUGAUUCCUGUGGCAGGCAGGGCUGGGGGAUGGCUCGGCCACAGCUGCUCUUUUGGCCUCCGGGGAUGCCAUGGCCCGUGAGUUUAGCAGUUUGUGACUGACUGUCCAAGGCUCUGGGUCUUGGGUUGUGAAACAUCUGCCAUGGGGAAGUGCUGUUUCUUAUCCUUCCUCUGUGGGAAUGAGGAAGGAAGAAAUAGUCUGGACUCACUUGAGGAACUCUUGAUGGAAAGAAUGCUGCUGAUGGUGGAAUUGUUGUGACCUCAGGACUGGCUCCAAGGGUGGUUGUCUGGCACCUGGCCCCAAUCCCUAACUCUGGGGCCAUGUGUUCCUCCUACCCCUGUGACCUUUUCACACUUGCCCACCAGGCCCUGGCCCUUCAGCCUUCCUGUGAAGGAUAUUACUGAGCUGUAGUCCCUACCCAGAAAGGUCCCAGGGAUGGGCUCCUGGACCCUAGGGUGACCCUUCCCACACACUGGCCACAGGUGGGCCUGCUUCUGGCCAUGAGUGGUUGGAGCUGCUGGCUUCCCUGUGGCCUAGCUGCUCAACAGCCUGACUGUGGCUUCCUGGGGACAGCCUGGUUCCCCCUGCAGGCAGGGGCGGGUUGUUGUGUUCUCCAUGGUUCCCAGGGCCUAGGGCAUUCACUCCUACUCCCCUCACCUCCGAGAGCAGCCUAGCUCAGGAUUGGGUAGCAGAUGGCCCCCGGUUCUGGGGACUGUGUCCCAGGAGCCCUGUGCCCCUUGGUUGGGCUGUUGGCCACAGUAUUGAUGCUGGCUCCCUUUGCCCUGGGACUGUGGCUUAAGGAUGAAGGCAGGGCCCAGUGCCAUGGCGUUUUAGGUACUCAUGAAGGAAGAGAACUCCAAGGAAGCAGCCAAGGCCACUCAGAGCUCCCCUCUUGCUAACCCCACCACCACAUUGCCACCCUGCCCUACGGUCCCUCUAGCACCCAAGUGGGGCACAGGACUGAGAGGAGGUAGGGCUCCUGCCCACCCUGUCCAGCACCUACCCCCACCAGGCAGCUCAGUGGUGUUUAUUCUGCAGAGACUAGCCCAGAAACUUGAGUGGGGCCCUGAGAGAGCCAGGUGCCUUGGGGCCCCCUUGGGGGUUUUCUGUCUGCCCCAGAGGUGCUGCAUGGAUCUCCCUGUGAUAGCGGGAUAUAGAGAAUCUGGAUCUGCCUUGGUAGCAGUGUUCUCCAAGUGGGCGAUGGCUACAGGCCAAGACUUGGGUCUAGCCUCUGGGGUGGGGUUCCAAAGCCACAGUCAGGCUGGACAGUGCUGCUCUCCCACAAGGUUUCUGUGGAGCUGAAUUUUCUGUUGCGUCCAUACCCAGCAUCUGUCUCUCCCUUUGUUCUUGAGGGGUGAGCCCUGCAUGGGGCUCUGAGCAGGCUGUACCUCGAUUCUGGCAAUAAAAGUAUUCUGG